Messenger RNA from Acanthosepion pharaonis, 1992 nucleotides. Lineage: Eukaryota; Metazoa; Mollusca; Cephalopoda; Sepiida; Sepiidae. The record is from the annotation of a GenBank genome assembly.
AUGUUGCCGAUUGAGAAACCUACCGACAUACAGUCUGCAGAUCAACCUCAUUCCUUACACAAAAAAGCAUGGCAGGAUCCGAAGAGAAAAUAUGACGACUGGAAAAAGGAGACCCUUCCGGUCAAUGGACCAUCAGUAGACGCUGAGGAAAGAUUUACUUCUACCGUUGUUUGUUCAUAUCUAUCUAUCUAUCUAUCUAUCUAUCUAUCUAUCUAUCUAAACUCAAUGUGUUUAUAUCUAUCUAUCUAUCUAUCUAUCUAUCUAUCUAUCUAUCUAUCACAGUGUGUACCUAUCUAUCUAUCUAUCUAUCUAUCUAUCUAUCUAUCUAUCUAUCUAUCUCUCUAUCACAGUGUGUACAUAUCUAUCUAUCUAAACUAUCUCAAUGUGUUUAUAUCUAUCUAUCUAUCAAUCUAUCUAUCUAUCUAUCUAACACAGUGUGUACAUAUCUAUCUAUCUAUCUACAAGCUAUAUCUAUCUAUCUAUCUAUCUAUCUAUCUAUCUAUCUAUCUAUCUAUCAUUAGUCUGUUAAUAUCUAUCAUAAUCUGUUCCUAUCUAUCUAUCUAUCUAUCUAUCUAUCUAUCUAUCUAUCUAUCAUUAUCUAUCUAUCUAUCUAAUCUGUUCUAUCUAUCUAUCUAUCUAUCAUUAAUCUAUGGGUUUGUUUCGGACAUAUCAUUAAAAAAUGUACAUUCAAUCUAUCUGAAUUCUAUCUAUCUAUCUAUCUAUCUAUCUAUCAUUAGUCUGUUCAUAUCUAUCAUAAUCUGUUCCUAUCUAUCUAUCUAUCUAUCUAUCUAUCUAUCUAUCUAUCUAUCUAUUAGUCUGUUCAUAUCUAUCAUAAUCUGUUCAUAUCUAUCUAUCUAUAUCUAUCUAUCUAUCUAUCAAUGUGUUUAUAUCCAUCUAUCUAUCUAUCUAUCUAUCUAUUAUCACAGUUCUGUUCAUAUCUAUCAUAAUCUGUUCCUAUCUAUCUAUCUAUCUAUCAUUAAUCUGUUCAUAUCUAUCAUAAUCUGUUCCUAUCUAUCUAUCUAUCUAUCUAUCUAUCUAUCUAUCUAUCUAUCUAUCUAUCUAUCAUUACUAUCUAUUGAUCUAAAAUCAAUCUAUCUAUCUAUCUAUCUAUCUAUCUAUCUAUCUAUCUAUCUAUCUAUCUAUCUAUCUAUCACAGUGUGUACAUAUCUAUCUAUCUAUCUACAAGCUAUUCAUAUCCAUCGCAAUAUAUGUCUAUCUAUCUAUCUAUCUAUCUAUCUAUCUAUCUAUCUAUCUAUCUAUCUAUCUAUCAUUAGUCUGUUAAUAUCUAUCAUAAUCUAUCUAUCUAUCUAUCUAUCUAUCUAUCAUCUAUCUUCUGUUCAUAUCUAUCAUAAUCUGUUCCUAUCUAUCUAUCUAUCUAUCUAUCUAUCUAUCUAUCUAUCUAUCUAUCUAUUAGUCUGUUCAUAUCUAUUAAUCUUAUCUAUUGAUCUAUCUAUCUAUCUAUCUAUCUAUCUAUCUAUCUAUCUAUCUAUCUAUCUAUCAUUUUCAUAUCCAUCUAUCUAUCUAUCUAUCAUUAUCUAUCUAUUCAUCAUCUAUCAUCAAUCUGUUUAUCUAUCUAUCUGUUCUAUCUAUCUAUCUAUCUAUCUAUCUAUUAGUCUGUUCAUAUCUAUCAUAAUCUGUUCCUAUCUAUCUAUCUAUCUAUCUAUCUAUCUAUCUAUCUAUCAUUAUCUAUCCAUCUAUCAUAUCUAUCUAUCUAUCUAUCUAUCUAUCUAUCUAUCUAUCUAUCUAUCUAUCUAUCUAUCUAUCUAUCUAUCUAUCUAUCUAUCUAUCUAUCACAUUUCCUAUAUCUAUCAUAGUCUUUGCAUAACUAUCUAUCAAAACUCUCGCAAUCUGUUCCUCUAUGCAUCUAUGUAUCUAUCUAAAUUCUGUCAAUCUCUUCACAUCUAUCUAUCUAUCUAUCUAUCUAUCUAUCUAUCUAUCUAUCUAUCUAUCUAUCUAUCUAUCUAUCUAUCUAAUUCACCCAAAAAUACAUAG